UGCCUCUGUUGCAGUGGUGGAACAGGAAGUUCCGGGAAGGCGAGUGAACUGUGUGGUAAAGACGAUAUAUUUUGUGUCAGUUUCACAUGUAUUACUACAGGCCGACUCAGAUUAAGUGUGAGGCCGGUAACAUCAACAGUGAGGACAAACCCAGCCUGCCUCUCCUUCCACACUGAGUCCAAACCUUCAGUCACUGGGUCCUGAUUGUGACAGUGGAGCCCAGUUUGCACUGCAGGAUCCAGAGAUGUCAUCAGUGAAGCUGGAAGACUGCAGUCAAACACUGGAGCUGAAUGUCAACAUUAAAGAUGAAGAAGUGGAGGAGAAGAUUGGGAAAUCUCUUUCUCAUGGCCGACUCAGAUUAAGUCUAAGUCCGGUAACAUCAACAGUGAAGACAAACCCAGCCUGCCUCUCUCCUUCCACACUGAGUCCAAACCUACAGUCAUUAGGUCCUGAUUGUGACAGUGGAGCCCAGUUUACACUGCAGGAUCCAGAGAUGGCAUCAGUGAAGCUGGAAGACUGCAGUCAAACACUGGAGCUGAACGUCAACAUUAAAGAUGAAGAAGAGGAGGAGAAGAUUGGGACAUCUGUUUCUCAUGGACGACUAGAAUUAAGUCUGAGGCCGGUAACAUCAACAGUGAGGACAAACCCAGCCUGCCUCUCUCCUUCCACACUGAGUCUAAAUCUACAGUCACUGGGUCCUGAUUGUUACAGUGGAGCCCAGUUUGCACUGCAGGAUCCAGAGAUGUCAUCAGUGAAGCUGGAAGACUGCAGUCAAACACUGGAGCUGAAUGUCAACAUUAAAGAUGAAGAAGAAGAGGAGAAGAUUGGGAAAUCUGUUAAUCAUGGACACCGUGUUGAGACAUUCUCUACAUCCAGAGAGCAACAGCAGGAAGAUCACAGAGCUAAGAGGUCUCACCACUGCCCACAUUGUGAGGAGAUUUUCCCAAUUCUAUCAAAGCUAAAAAUACACCUAAAAAUGCAAAGAAGAGAGAAUCUGUAUUCCUGCACUGACUGUGAGAAGAGCUUCACAACAUCAAGAGCUCUGACAGUUCAUCAGAGAGAGCACACUGGAGAAAAGCCUUACUCCUGCACUGACUGUGGGAAAUGCUUCAAUAGAUCAUCUAAAUUAACCAUUCAUCAGAGAGUGCACACAGGAGAGAAGCCUUACUCCUGCUCUGACUGUGGAUCGAGUUUCUCCCAAUAUGGCCACUUAAAAUCACACCAACGUAUACACACCGGAGAGAAGCCAUACUUCUGCGCUGACUGUGGGAAUAGCUUCACAACAUCGAGGGCUCUGACAAUUCAUCAGAGAGUGCACACAGGAGAGAAGCCUUAUUUCUGCUCUGAUUGUGGAAAGAGUUUCUCCCGAUUGGAUACCUUAAAAAAUCACCAAUUAAUACAUAAAGGACAGAAGCCUUACUCCUGCUCUGACUGUGGGAAAUGCUUCAUUAAAUCAGCUAAAUUAACCAUUCAUCAGAGAGUGCACACUGGAGAGAAGCCUUACACCUGCUCUGACUGUGGAGAGAGUUUCUCCCGAUUGGAUGCCUUAAAAAGUCACCAACUAAUACAUAAAGGACAGAAACCUUACGUCUGCUCUGACUGUGGGAAAAGUUUCUCUCAACUGGGCAACUUAAAAACCCACCAACGUAUACACUCAGGAGAGAAACCAUUCUCCUGUUCUGACUGUGGGAAAGGAUUCUCCGUAUCGGGCAACCUAAAAACCCACCAACGUAUACAUAAAGGAGAGAAGCCAUUCUCCUGCUCUGACUGUGGGAAGAGUUUCUCCAUGUCAGGCAACUUAAAAACCCACCUACGUAUCCAUAAAGGAGAGAAGCCUUACUCCUGCUCUGACUGUGGGAAAUGCUUCAAAACAUCAGCAGAGGUAAAUGUUCAUUGGAGAACACACACAGGAGAGAAGCCUUACCACUGUGACUGUGGGAAAAGUUUCUCCAGAUUGAAUACCUUAAAAACCCACCAACGUAUACACACAGGCGAGAAGCCAUUCUCCUGUUCUGUCUGUGGGAAGAGUUUCUCUGUAUCGUGCAACCUAAAAACCCACCAACGUAUACACACAGGAGAGAAGCCAUUCUCCUGCUCUGACUGUGGGAAGAGUUUCUCCAUAUCGGGCAACCUAAAAACCCACCAAUGUAUACAUAAAGGAGAGAACCCUCACUCCUGCUCUGAUCGUGGUAAAUGCUGAGGUAAACGUUCAUCGCAGAACACACAGGAGAGAAGCCUUACCACUGUCACUGUGGACAAGAGUUUCUCCAGAUUGAAUACCUUAAAAACACACCCACAUAUACAUAAAGGAGAGAAGCAUCAUCCGUUCUCUCAGACCAGCUAAGAUUAAUGUCACUCCAUCACUUAAUUCUCAUCUCAUGAAGGAAGUAGUAACAGUUCAUUUGAUCAAAAGAAGAAAGCAUAGCACACUGUUGUUUCUCACUGUGCAGUGGAAAGGGAACGUUUUCUACAAAGUUAGCCUCUACUUUACUGAUCAGUGUGUUUUGUUAGCUUCGACUGUAGAGAUAUUGAGAUCACCAUGGAUUUGCCCUUAGGGUUGAAUACCCUCUGCGGUGUCUCUCAUUGAAACAAUAAAGUCUGAGGGUUGACUGUGGUAGUACUGCUUUCAUCUAAAGUUUUCUGUGGGAAUGAGUUAGUAGACACAACAUGUAUCAGAUAGAGAUGAUGUGAUGAUCAGUUUUCUGUGGGAAUGAGUUAGUAGACACAACAUGUAUCAGAUAGAGAUGAUGUGAUGAUCAGUUUUCUGUGGGAAUGAGUUAGUAGAUACAACAUGUAUCAGAUAGAGAUGGUGUGAUGAUCAGUUUUCUGUGGGAAUGAGUUAGUAGAUACAACAUGUAUCAGAUAGAGAUGAUGUGAUGAUCAGUUUUCUGUGGGAAUGAGUUAGUAGACACAACAUGUAUCAGAUAGAGAUGAUGUGAUGAUCAGUGUUCUGUGGGAAUGAGUUAGUAGACACAACAUGUAUCAGAUAGAGAUCAUCACAUCAUCAGUUUUCACCAUACAUUUGGCUGGAUUAUUUGUUGCUACUAAUUACUAUUUGUUUAAUGAUACACAGGCUAUGAAACGACUAUAUGUUUAUUAAGUUGUCUUUUUAAAACUACAUUUGUUAUUUUAGUCAUUGAUGAUGAACAUGUUUGGAUAACUGCAUUGAUCUGCCAAUACAUUUUCUAUGUGUAUUUGUGUUGGUCAA
Messenger RNA from Salmo salar (Atlantic salmon), 3208 nucleotides. NCBI's taxonomy places the organism in Eukaryota, Metazoa, Chordata, Actinopteri, Salmoniformes, Salmonidae. The record is from RefSeq and is a predicted model, not a curated record.